UUUGACUGCAAGAACCAUUCUCCCUCUCCUAUCGCGGUAAUACUCAUUGCAAGCCCGAUUCUUACUAUGGAAUCCAAGCCCUACACGUUAUACUACUCGCCUGGCACUGCAAGUCUGUGCGUGCAUUGGAUGCUGAUCGACGCCGACCUGCCCUUCAAUGCCAUUCCAGUAGAUUUCACCACUGGGGCACAACAUGCAGACACGUAUCGACGACUGAACCCCACGGGCCGCGUCCCCACAUUGAUCAUCGAUGGCGAGGCCCGGGGAGAAAGCACUGCGUUACUGAUGCUGCUCGCGGAGCGCCAUCCCGACCGCGGGUUGAUGCCCGCAAUGGACGCCUCCACGCGCCCCCUGUGGCUGCAGACGAUGAUCUACCUGGCCAACACGGUCUUGCCCGCCAUGCGCGACUGGUUUUACGCCGACCAGGAUGGUCCGGCCGCAGGGGCGGCUGCGGUGCGCGACCUGGCCCGCCGACGGAUCGAAGGUGCCUGGGAUCUUCUGGAUGCGCGCUUGGCGGGAUCAGCGGGCUCCCACGGAGCUUCCUUGACUACAGCGGCAGCCAAAUAUCUGGUUGGAGAUACCUUGACCACGGCGGACUUUAUGGCAGUGAUGCUGAUGCGAUGGGCGCGGGAUAUGCCUCGACCAGCCACCAGCUGGCCGCAUUUGGCACCGUACGUGGAUCAUUUAACCGCGUUGCCCUCUUUUCAGGAGGUUUGUCGUCGCGAAGGUUUAGUCCACUGGCCUCCAUCCAAGGAUCGAUGAUGAGGGUUGGUCGGGAACAAUUGCGAGAAACCGAGUGAGCAAUCGAGCACAGGACUACAU
This is a messenger RNA of Aspergillus homomorphus CBS 101889, 822 nucleotides long. Its product is annotated as glutathione S-transferase family protein. NCBI's taxonomy places the organism in Eukaryota, Fungi, Ascomycota, Eurotiomycetes, Eurotiales, Aspergillaceae. The record is from RefSeq and is a predicted model, not a curated record. The transcript is spliced from 2 exons. The coding region runs from base 67 to 762 and encodes 231 amino acids.